Molecule: messenger RNA, 1122 nt
Organism: Didymodactylos carnosus
Lineage: Eukaryota; Metazoa; Rotifera; Eurotatoria; Philodinida; Philodinidae
Source: the annotation of a GenBank genome assembly
AUGCCUAUUUUUGUUAUCACGAUUCUCUUGUCAACACCAACAAAGUCCUCAUCUAUUAAUUUUUCAUAUUAUCAAGUUACACCUCAUCUCAAUUCCUCCUCUUAUUCUACCCACUAUUCUUUAACAGGCUGUCUAUGUCUCUGUUUGACUUGUGUCGAUUGUCAACAAAUCGCUUAUUUGGUUAAUUCAUCCCAAAAUGAAUGUCAAAUAUCUAUUUCAAGUACCAAACCAGAUAUUGAUUCUUAUUCAACAAAUGAUAAUGAAACAGGUGUAUAUGUUCUACAAAAUUCAUCAACUUCACCACAGUGUAUUCAAACCAAUACAAUUUCAUUGGUGUAUAAUUCAACGUCAUCUACAAAUGCCACACAAUUAGGCUCUGGUGUUCAAAUUUCCUAUACUGAUUUUGGUUCAAGCUCAUCUGAUCAAAUAUACGCAAUUGAUAAUGUAAAGGCAAAUAUAUUUAAAUUAGAUAGUUCAACUUUACAAGUUAUUCAAAAUGGAACUUAUUCUGCGACAUGUACUACCAGUCUUGCUGCUAAAUUAUAUGCUUCGUUAAUUUACAUUAGCUGUCCAAAUCAAAUUCUUCUGGUUCAUUCUCAAACUAAUCUAUCUUAUAUACAAAAUUAUUCACUAAUAGCUGCUGCACAGGGUUUUACAUUUGUUAAUUCAACAUUUAUCUAUUAUAUAGGAGCUGUCGGUGAUAUUUAUACAUUGGAUAUGAAUAUAAAUACGAGUCAACAAAAAACAAAAAUUAGUGAUUCGUUUAACGCACCUUCAAACGUGAUUUUGUUCAAAUAUAACUACUUAUUUUUAGCUAGUUCUACAACUAAACUCUAUCGUUACUCAAUUGAUACUAAUACGACUGACUUGAGUCAAACUCUUUCAACCACCGCAUAUCACAUUGGCAUUUCAUUCGAUAAAUGCAAUAAUUUGUGGGCAAUUUUUAAUCGUCAGAUUCUUAUAUAUGAUCAACAAUUUAAUUGGCUAACAAGUGUAUCAUAUAAACAAGGAGCAGUACUCGAAAAUUCACCAUUUAAUGUUAAUGUAGAUAGUAAUUAUAAUUUCUAUACAUCAGACCUUAAUAAUGGUGUCACGCGUUAUCAACGUACUCAGCAAUGUUAA